Fopius arisanus is the source of this 2481-nucleotide messenger RNA. NCBI's taxonomy places the organism in Eukaryota, Metazoa, Arthropoda, Insecta, Hymenoptera, Braconidae. The record is from RefSeq and is a predicted model, not a curated record.
AUGCCAACACCACUGAAUUCUCGCACUAUACAACAGCAGCAAGAACUUGAUGAGGAAUUGUCGGCUCUGAUUGCCAGCAACUUCUCACUCAACCUGCAAAAACUCACAUUGGAAUCAGGUGUCAGCAUCCUUUGUGAUAUUUCAUCUGGAGUAGUCAGGCCAUACAUCCCAGCCACUCUUCGCAAACAAGCGUUUGACAGUGUUCAUGGUCUGGCCCACCCAAGUGGCAAAACAACGUCUCACCACCUACGACAAAAAUACAUCUGGCUAGACAUUAAAAAAGACGCUCUGAACUGGUCACGAGAAUGUCUGCCAUGCCAAAAAUCGAAGAUACAUCGACACAACAGACUACCACCCAAGGAAAUUCAUGUCCCGGACAACCGCUUCAACUACAUCCACCUUGACCUCAUCAUAUUACCAGAGGUAAAAAACUUUCGUUAUUGUCUCACAAUAAUCGAUCGUUUUUCCAGGUGGCCGGUUGCCGUUCCUCUUCGUGGCAUGACAGUAGACACUGUGGUCACAGCACUAUUUGAUCACUGGAUUUCAUUAUUCGGAACACCUUUGACGAUUAUAACAGACCAGGGUUCUCCAUUCGAAUCAGAAUUGUUUGAGGCCCUUACCAACUUCAUUGGAGCCUGCAGAGUUAGAACAACGCCCUAUCAUCCUGCAUCGAACGGCAUGAUCGAGCGUUGGCAUCGAACCUUGAAGGCAGCACUCAUGUGUUCACCCAAACCAUGGACUGAAAUACUAACAACCGUUCUUCUUGGACUUCGGACCAGCUUUAAGGAAGACUUCCAGACUACACCAGCUGAUCUCCUUUUUGGUACCAGUCUUCGUUUACUAACCGAAUUCUUCAUCCAGGAAGACCCUCCUAAUCCAAAGAUGUUCCUUAAGAAGCAUAGAGAGUUCAUGCGAGGACUUCGCCCUACACCGGCUGCCCAUCACUCAAACACCAGGAUUUAUCGACUCAAAAAUUUGCAAAAGGAUCUCAAAAGGAUCGACGAUAGAGUCUUCAAACUGGACGUAGAUGGACAAUUGAAAACAAUUUCGGUGGAAAGAUUGAAGCCUGCCUACAUUGUCAAAGAAGAUCCAAACACAACAGAAUCUCGAGAAAUCAAGAACUCGCACCGGUCUGAACAACCUGAGGACUGGGGAUCAUCUCUGGAAAAACCGACAAAGACUUAUAGCCGUAAAGUUAAUAAAUCUGUGUCUUUCAGAUUGCCGGAGCAAGACACUUGGGGGGGAGUACAUGUGGCUACUCCGUCACGCAGCUCUGAUCAUAACCUCGAGACCUACAAUAGCGACGGAGCCACAUCGGGGCAGGAAAUUGCCAAACCCAUGGAACAUCUACCACAGCGCAAGAGAGGAAGAAAGCAGAAGGCAGUAUGCUCCGUUGGUGAAACAAACAAUACCCAUGAUACCGUGCCAGGACUUAGUGAAUUUGGAAAGGCAGUUGUAAGGGAGUUGAACAGACUCGGUAUGCUGGUGGAUCUGUCCCACGUAUCUACGCGAACUAUGAGGGCAGCACUACAGACAACACGAGCGCCGGUCAUAUUUUCUCACAGUGCUGCACGUGCAUUAUGCAAUUCAAGUAGAAACGUACCCGACGACGUGCUCAGAAAUUUGGCUAAGAACGGCGGUGUUGUCAUGAUUCCAUUUUAUACAUACUUCAUAACUUGCAAUAGCACAGCGACGAUAAAAGAUGUGAUCGGUCACAUCAAUCAUAUAAGAAAGGUGGCUGGUAUGGAUCACGUGGGCAUUGGAGCAGGUUUCGACGGAAUAAACUUUACACCUACUGGCCUCGAAGACGUCUCGAGAUACCCCCAACUAUUCGCAACUUUACUGGAGGAUCCAACAUGGACAGAGGAGGAUAUAAAGAAACUCGUCGGCCUCAAUUUACUGAGAGUUUUUAGCAAAGUUGAGCAGGUAAGGUCAUCGGUCUGGAUCAAAGGCAAAUGUGUUAGAUUGACGGUCCUUGGAAAUGGCCAGUUGCAAGCUUCUUCUGACGAAUUACGUGAAAAAACAAAUAUUCACUCAAUUCUUGCUUCUUGUCUGCAAACAUCUCAUCUGAAAGGAAAUCCACAUGAGAUCAGUGGGAAAAUUAAUGAAAGUGGUCAAGUAAUUGAGAUGAAAUGCAGCUGUAAGGCUGGACACAGCGGCACAUGUAAACAUGCUGUCGCAGUGCUACUCUAUUGGAACAGAAACAAUUUGGAAGAACUGAAAUUUAUCAGCUGUACAGAUAAGAAGUGUGUCUGGAGUGCACCUUGCAAACUGUCGUCGGACAAUUAUGAUGCACAGCCGCUAAGCAAGCACCAAUGUUUUACAUCGAAGAAAACAAAGAUAUUAGGAGAUGAUGGCAAUCAGGAAAUACUUAGGGCGAUUGAUGAGAAAGAAAAUAAAUUGUCUCCAGAAGAUGAGCAGCGUCUGAGAGAGAUUAUGACAUCAAAUCUGCCAGGAUCUGCCCUGGCUAUGCAUAUGUAA